AUGGCGUCAGAUGGAGUAGAAGAUAGCUCUCCGCCUGCCGAAGUGGCAUCAAUCGCCUCCCCAAUCAAUCUCAUUUUAUUCUCCCUCUUCAUCAUUGUGAUUUAUAUGCAGUUCAAACCAAAGAAGCCUGUGACAUUACCAACAGCCCCACCACCAACCGUCUUUCGCACCUUCUCACCUACUGAUCUCCUACCGUUCAACGGAAAAAACGGAGCUCCUGUUUACCUUGCAGUUCGAGGACGCGUUUUUGACGUUACUCCGGGCAGGAAUUUUUACGGACCAGGCGGACCAUAUGAGAACUUCGCCGGUCGAGAUGCUACUCGUGGAUUAGCCUGCCAGAGUUUUGAUGAGGAGAUGCUUACCAAAGAUCUCAAAGGACCACUAGAUGAUUUGAAAGGACUGGGACAAGAGGAACUUGAGAACCUGAGAGGGUGGGAGGAACGGUUUUUAGAGAAGUAUCUUGUCGUUGGGAAGCUGGUCGCUGAAGGUGAUCCCGCUCUAAAAGAAUGA
Trichophyton benhamiae CBS 112371 is the source of this 510-nucleotide messenger RNA. RefSeq lists its product as uncharacterized. The transcript has 4 exons. The coding region runs from base 1 to 510 and encodes 169 amino acids. Lineage: Eukaryota; Fungi; Ascomycota; Eurotiomycetes; Onygenales; Arthrodermataceae. The record is from RefSeq and is a predicted model, not a curated record. Gene Ontology annotation, cellular component: endomembrane system; membrane.